GUAGUAAGUGAUUGACCAAUUAGUUGUGAUGAAAGGAAAGGGGCAUCAGAGAGCAGCGCUUAGUAUUUCUCACUAGUCACUUGAAGUAAUAAUUGUUUAUUUAAUAUUCACUGCCAACAAGAUGUCAUUUGUAUAUCGAAUACAGAGUAAGCAAUUCAGAGUGAGGCGGGAAAUUAAAACAAAUAAUAAGCUAGCUGUGGUUGAUUCUGGUUGCGUUCGGUCGUGUAAGUAGAUUGUUUUGUUCAUGAAAAGGAAGGCAAGUCUUGAGUUUUCUGUGACAAUCCCCUUGAUUUAAUAGGGUUGAUGUGAAUCGUAUCAGUGAGUGUCAGUGAACAAGUUGUUUAGGACGCUGUGGCAAGGAACAGAUUAGUUGUAACUUUCCGGGUGAAAAUGGUUCUUCACAGGAUUUUCUGGUCCAUGAAACCAGUGAGCGCAGGGCUAGCACUUUUGCCUCGCACGGCCUCAUAUUGUCAUUCAUCGGGCAGAAAAAGCUUCGACAAUGAAGAAACCCACUUUGGCUUUGAAAGAAUAAAAGCGCACGAAAAGAACGAGAAAGUAAGGGAAGUUUUUGAUUCUGUCUCAUCUACAUAUGAUAUCAUGAAUGAUGCAAUGAGUUUUGGUGUGCAUCGGUUAUGGAAAGACAUUUUUAUACAAAGAUUAGGACCCACCCAAGGUACACGACUGUUAGAUGUCGCUGGUGGAACAGGAGAUAUUGCAUUCAGGUUCCUGAAAUACUUGAAAAACAAGGAGUGUUCUGAAAAUAAUGCAUUAGGUGUGAAGAGUAAUGUGACAGUUUGUGACAUAAACGAGGCCAUGCUAAAUGUUGGAAGAUCCAGAUCAAAAUCUUUCAGUUGGAUUGACUCCUCUGAUAUUUCCUGGGUUCAAGGAGAUGCAGAAAAGUUACCGCUGAACAGUGACUCAUAUUGUGCAUAUACAAUUGCGUUUGGCAUUCGAAAUGUCACACACAUUGAAAGAGUACUAGAAGAAGCAUACAGGGUUCUCAAGCCAGGAGGAAGAUUCAUGUGUUUAGAAUUUAGUCAUGUUCACAAUCCCUAUUUACAGUGGUUAUACGACCAGUAUUCUUUUCAAAUUAUUCCGGUCAUGGGACAGGUGAUAGCAGGGGAGUGGAAGCCAUAUCAAUACCUCGUAGAAAGUAUAAGACAAUUUCCGAACCAGGAAGACUUCAAGCACAUGAUACAAUGUGCAGGUUUUCAACACGUAACAUAUGAAAAUCUCUCAUUUGGUGUAGUAGCUAUCCAUUCAGCCUUCAAAUUUGGCGUGGUAGUCGUACAAGGUAAUCGGUUUGCUUUCAAGGUGGAGGGAGAUACAGAAAAAUCAGAUAUGUCGUAUGGACGAAAUGAAUGUAGAAUAUACGUGGGAAACCUUCCACCAGAUAUUCGCACUAAGGAUAUUCAAGAUCUUUUCUACAAAUUUGGUAAAGUAACAUUUGUCGAUUUGAAGAAUAGACGGGGCCCGCCUUUUGCUUUUGUUGAAUUUGAAGAUCCACGGGAUGCGGAGGAUGCUGUUCAUGCUCGAGAUGGUUAUGAUUAUGAUGGGUACAGACUUCGUGUAGAAUUUCCUCGAGGUGGUGGGCCUGGAGGAUUUCGUGGGGGGAGUCGGGGUAAUGGUGUUGGAGGAGGAAGCGGGAGAGGCCGCGGCCCCCCAGCCCGAAGGUCACAAUACAGAGUUUUAGUUUCAGGAUUACCACCGUCAGGCAGUUGGCAGGACCUAAAGGAUCACAUGCGAGAAGCAGGUGAUGUUUGUUUUGCAGAUGUCUUCAAAGACAGUACAGGGGUUGUGGAGUUCCUUCGAUAUGAAGACAUGAAGUAUGCUGUGAAGAAACUUGAUGACUCCCGGUUCCGCUCCCAUGAGGGUGAAGUUUCAUACAUUAGAGUUAAAGAGGAUUAUGGCAGCGGUAGCAGCGGGCGCGGUUCUGGUGGUCGGUCCCGUUCCCGAUCAUAUUCACCACGUCGUCGAGGAUCACCUACUUACUCACCAGUGCGCCGCAGCUUCUCCCGUUCACGAUCACGUUCACGGUCACGUUCCUACAACUGAAUUUUUGUGGAAAACAACAUCAGUAACGGAUGCAAAAUGGUGUAAGGCUUCUUCAUAACCCCUUCUCCAUUGAUAUAGACAUAACAGAAAGUGAUGCAAUCUUUGUUAGAAUUAACUCAUCACGUCUAUGUAAUAUUUUUGUUAGCGUUUCUGUUUUCAGUCAGUUCUAUUUUUAAUUCUGUUCAAAAUGUGUAUAGACAUUGUCAAGCAGAAGUGGGUGUUCACAGCAUCACUAUUGAACAUUGUGAAAAUUGGGUGGGAGUGUACAAUUGUAACUUGUUUAAUGUAGGAUAUGCAGGUUUGUGGAAGCAAUACUAUGCAGGUGAAUACCUAAGCUGCAAAAAUUGUGAUGAUGAGAUGCAUUGUACUCUUGUUCCAGCUGUUGGGUGCAUUUACAAAAAAAAAUAUUUUUUUUUUCUUCCCCAAGUGCAAUUUAGUUUUCAAACGGUCAUAAAAAUCAUUUAUAUUCAAUUCUUAUUAACGAAUAAUUAACUGAAUUGCAGUUACAAAGAUUUUAAAAUUACAUUCCAUCAAGCAAAAUGGAUUUUCUGCAAGCUGGAUAUGUAGUAGUAGUUAGCGUUAUAAAAAUUCUGAUCAUGCCAUAAUUGCUAAGUAGGCUGUUGAGUUUUAGAAGUAAUGUGUCAAUACUUUGAGCAGUUGAGUGAUGUAGAUUGUGAAAAUGUUUAUUUUGUACUUCUUACCUGGGUAGUUCUUUGUCCAGAUUACUUAAUAUUGCUAAACAGUUUAUAAAUGUGAAAGAUAACAGUUUUCAUGUUAAAAAUGGGUACCUUUACUUAUAAUGUAGAAAUAGUUCCAUGUUGGGCAGCUUUUCCAUGAUUGUCAUGUUCUGCAUUUAGUGGAAAAGCUGUUUGCAUAUAUGACAGACAUUAAUGUUGUAUUCUCUUUUUCUUUUUUUAAACGGACUUGGAUAGCAAUUGUAAAGGAAUUGGCAUCCUUUGGAAUUAAUACACAUUAAACAUGACCCUCUGUGUCUGGAUUUCAUUUGGAUGAAGAGGAGAAAUGCAUCUUCAUGUACCUUUGCAUGGAUUUGGAAUGUCUGUGGAUACCGUAUGGAACAGGAUCAGGAAUGUUGGAUGGAAAUUAUUUCAAAUAUACCGUCCCAAGAGGAUUUUUGGAAUGAACGUUUUUAAGGAAUCGCUAAGGAUAAUUGGAUAAUAUUUCAACUGGAUCUGGUCGCUUAUUUAGAAUUGGCUCACACAGAAAAGGACACCAGGAUUUCAGUCAGGGGAAAAAAACAGGAUUCUGGAUGACCUUUUUUUGUGCUGGCCCAGGAAUGAAUGCAGGAAUAUGCUCACUCAUUCUGCCGACCCAGGAUCGAGGGCAGGAAUCGGCUUGCUCAAUAUCACAUUUCGCCGCCCGACACAUGCGAAAAUUUGUGCUUCUAGUUUAGCACAACAUAUCCCCUUCCAAACACAGACUCCUACGUUGCAUCUUUAAGUCACUCAAUAGUUUGACUGAAUUGUUGAAUGUCUUGGCCGCGCGGAACUUGCCUACUCGCCGAUGGAAAGGAAGCCCAAGACAUUUUGGAACUUUUUCCACUGGAAUCCUCUCCAUACGGAUAUGCAAGUUAGGAUCGGCGUAGGACUCCCAGGAUGUCUCGCUCGCAUGGAGGGAUUGCAAAGGAAUGCCUGUUUAUUGCGUGGUGGGACGCCGAGGGAGGAGAGUCGGCUCUAGGUACGUCCUGCCCUUCUGUUACAGGCCAGGGGCUCAAUCGCUGGGGUUUUGCAUGUAAUGCAUUUAGCUUGCGUCACCUCUGCAUGUUCUGUGUAAUCUGCUUCCUUGUCCAGUGUCCUGUCUGCAAUGUGUCUUAGUUUCCCUCCUGUUUGUGACUUCAUAAAUGCAGGGCCCGUUUUUAAUUACUGAAAAACCCCGGUGAUUAUUUUUUUAAGUGUGCAUGUGGUGACCUCCCCCUUGGUUUAAUAAAAGAAACACAGGCUUGGGAAGAGACAAAUUUCGCAUUUGAGGGCGGUCUUUGUGGUGAAAUCAGCGAGGUGAGGUGGGCAAUUUUCCAGGUACUUUUCGAAAUUUCGGGAUUCUAAAUUCCAUGCGCUUAAUAUGAGGGAUCUAAAUGGUUAGGUAUAGUAUGUUGCCUUCCUGCAUUGUGUGGAAAUAUUUUAUGAUCAGUCUGGUUUAACAGUACUGUGAUUUUUUUUAUUUUUAAUUUUUUUUUACACUAAUAUUUUGUAUGCGAGUGUGUGGUUAUUUGGUGAAUGAGCUGGGUGCAUGCUUGUGUUGGGUAGUUGUAAUAUUUUCUUUCAGCACUGCCAGUGAUGCACAGAAUGGAAUUGGUUGCCUACAUCGGGAACAAGGUUUUUGAAAUAUUUUUUAUGCACAAUUGCAACAAAGUCACUAUAGCUGAGCAGAUGUGAGUGAAUGCUGGAGAUCCCAAAAUAUUUGGAAUGUCAUAAAUUUUAUUGUACAUUCAUGAUAACCCAAGACCAUCACACAUUUUAGAUACGGUUUUCAAUUUUAUUAAUAAAAUAGUCUUCAGAAUUAGGUAUGCAAAGGACAUGAUUUGAAAAUCUUUGAAUUGUAUAUAUGGAAAUGACUGUGCAUUAUAAGUUUUUACUUUCAGUGAAAGGAAAAUGUGUAUCUUUUAGCUGUGAUGAGUUUUGUGGCAAAGUAAUUACUUUUAAGAAGUCAUUCUUUAGAGAGGUUUUUGACGUCACAUGAUUUUCUUAUAAACAAUCAACAUUAAUAAAAAAUUUAGGACCAU
Gryllus bimaculatus (two-spotted cricket) is the source of this 4792-nucleotide messenger RNA. The record is from the annotation of a GenBank genome assembly. Lineage: Eukaryota; Metazoa; Arthropoda; Insecta; Orthoptera; Gryllidae.